AUGAGUUACACAACCACCACAGUCGAGCACCUCCCAUCUAAGGAGGAAAUCAUCAAUCGAGUCUCAAGACUGAGGCUUGUAGGUGAUCAUGAGGACAAAGUGGAUACCCAGGAGACAGCCAGACCAGGACCAAAAUACCCACAAUACCUUCCAGUGUGGGACAAGACCAAGUUCCCAGAUUGGGAAGAAGUACCGUACACUGAUCCUGGAUCUCGAGCAACCAAGGACAAGAGAAAUUUGUUUUCACAUGGAUCUACACACCGACAAAUCACUCCUGCUAUAGGUGAAGAGAUUGAGGGCGUUCAAUUGUCCCAACUAACUCCAGAAGGAUUAGACGAUCUUGCCCUUCUGGCUGCUGAGAGAGGACUAUUGGUCUUCAGAAAGCAAGAUUUCAAGGAUAUUGGUCCGGAAAAACAACUUGAGAUCGUUCGCCAUUUCGGUAGAUUACAUAUACACCCAACUAUGGGCCAUCCAGAAGGAUACCCAGAGAUGCAUGUGGUAUACAGGGAUCCCAAAGACAGCACGAUAUCGCGAUAUGUGAAGCCCAAUGAGGUUCAAAAAAUCAGUUCUGUCUCAUGGCAUGCCGAUCAUGUGGCUGAAAUUCAGCCUCCUGGAAUAACCUUCUUCUUCGCCCUAGAAGCCCCACCGGCUGGCGGCGAUACGAUCUUCGCCUCCGCUACAGAAGCUUAUAAUAGACUCUCUGACGAGUUCAAGAAGCGGCUAGAAGGUCUCCUAGUAGUCCACACCAACAAAGAUAUGUUAGCGCACUCGGAAGCCAGUGGUGGUCCCGUCAGGUUCUCGCCAAAGGAGACUUUACAUCCGUUGGUCCGAACCCACCCUGUAACCGGAGAGAAAAUCCUUGCUAUUCACGGUGGACAUGCAACCAGGAUCUAUGGAUAUAAGCAGGAAGAGUCAGACUACCUUUUUAAUUUCCUUCUUGACGUUCUAGCCAAAGGCCAUGAUUUCCAGACUCGAGUGCAUUAUGAGGAAGGAACUGUUGCAGUAUGGGACAACCGAACCGUCAUCCAUUCGGCUCUUUACGAUUUCAAAGGAGACGAGCGAAGACAUGUAGUCCGAAUUGCCGCGAUGGCUGAUAAGCCGAAGUAG
Messenger RNA from Kwoniella mangroviensis CBS 8507, 1107 nucleotides. RefSeq lists its product as uncharacterized. Bases 1 to 1107 code for a protein of 368 amino acids. The record is from RefSeq and is a predicted model, not a curated record. The transcript has 13 exons. Gene Ontology annotation, cellular component: cytoplasm. NCBI's taxonomy places the organism in Eukaryota, Fungi, Basidiomycota, Tremellomycetes, Tremellales, Cryptococcaceae. Gene Ontology annotation, molecular function: 2-oxoglutarate-dependent dioxygenase activity.